Messenger RNA from Knipowitschia caucasica, 630 nucleotides. NCBI's taxonomy places the organism in Eukaryota, Metazoa, Chordata, Actinopteri, Gobiiformes, Gobiidae. The record is from the annotation of a GenBank genome assembly.
AUGUUGGACAACCUGGCCCUGGUCAAAACCAAGCUACAUGAGCAAGCCGAAGAGACAGUCAAACAAAAAAAAGAUGAGAAGAGUGAGGGAGAACCGGCUACUGCAGGCGCCAAGUCCAAAUCACAAGUGAAAAGAGUCACAUGGAAUAUAGAGGAACCUGUGGGACCUCAGCCCGAAAAGUCAGCAAGCAAAGUGGCUUUGUACAAAUUGAAGCUGAAACAGGAGGGAAUUCGCAGACCUUCUGCAUCCUUGUCCUUUCAGGAUUUUACCGGAACAGCGAGUGAUGAUGACGUGACGAUGAGUAAAGACCCAGAGAGGUCCUGUGGCGCUGACCGUGCACAGGGGCUGGGCGACGAUGGGGAUUCAGUCAAGAAAGACAAGACUUACUUAAAGAAGCUUCACAUGCAAGAGCGAGCCGUAGAGGAGGUCAAACUGGCCAUCAAGCCCUUUUACCAGAACCGAGAAAUCACCAAGGACGAGUACAAAGAUAUUCUACGCAAAGCUGUGCAGAAGGUAUGCCACAGUAAGAGUGGAGAGAUCAACCCGGUGAAGGUGGGCAAUCUAGUCAAGGCAUAUGUGGACAAAUACAAGCAUGCUAGAAAAUACAACAGAUCAGCUGACAGCCCAUAA